Molecule: messenger RNA, 2023 nt
Organism: Haliotis rufescens (red abalone)
Lineage: Eukaryota; Metazoa; Mollusca; Gastropoda; Lepetellida; Haliotidae
Product: coiled-coil domain-containing protein 93-like
Exons: 23
Coding region: 44-1951 (635 amino acids)
Biological process (GO): Golgi to plasma membrane transport
Source: RefSeq, a predicted model, not a curated record
AUUGCCCGAUGACGAUUGGUCACAUGAUUAGCUAUUCGUCAAAAUGGCUGCGCCCAGUCCUGCUGGUAGCAUCUUUGCAGGAAGGCCUCGAACAGGCUCAACAAAAUUCCCUCCCACCCAGUUAGAUGCAGACGGUCGAGAAGUUGAGGUUGAAACAAGAGAAGAUGAGGAGCAAAAUGUUAAACUACAACAGACGAUUGAGUUGCUCCUUGCCGCAGGCUAUUUCAGAGCCAGAAUCAAGGGACUUUCUCCAUUUGACAAGGUGGUUGGUGGUAUGACGUGGUGUAUCACCACCUGCAACUUUGAUGUAGAUGUGGACCUGCUCUUUCAAGAAAACUCCACUAUUGGUCAGAAAAUUGCCCUGACAGAGAAGAUCGUAGCUGUGUUACCCAAGAUGAAGUGUCCACAUCGUAUUGAGCCUCAUCAGAUUCAGGGCCUGGACUUCAUUCACAUAUACCCUGUCGUACAGUGGCUGGUAAAACGUGCUAUUGAGACCCGAGAGGAGAUGGGCGACCAGAUUCGCAUGUUCUCUAUGUCUCAGUUCAACAAGAACUAUGCUACUCCCGAGGAUCAAGCAUUUGAAGAAGUUAAACCCAGAGCUUUGUCGACAGUUGGGAGUGUGAAGGAUGCCUACAAGCCCCAGCGGCAGUAUCGACGCAGCGACACCGCCAAGCUUAGGGACGAGGAGACGAGGGUCCACUCGACGCUGUUGGAGUAUGGGAGGCGGUAUGGUGUGAGCAAGACACCGAAGGAGGAACAGGAAGAUGAAAAAGCAGCCAAGAAAAAGGCAGUGGCUGCUGGUUUGUCUGGGCAACAAGUGCCUGAGUCUACUGAAGAGACACAGGAAGAGGAAGAGCGUCGAAUCAAAAUGCUGAUGAGUGACAUGUUGGCCACAGGAGCGCUAGAGGGCAAGUUAACGGCAGGUGCUGUUGGGUCCAUCGUGGGCAUGCAAGCAGGGGAGAUUCAGCAGAUCGCGUCCGAGUAUGCCGAGAAACAAGCUGAGAUUGAACAGAUCGAGAAGACGGAGCGUGUAGGUGGCGCUCAACAACACAAACGAGUCACCACUGCUCUCCGGAAACAGAUUGAACAACAGAAGACCAAACUGGAAGAGGUAACAGCAAAGCAUGCAGAACUUCAUCAGACCUACCUGGACACCCAGGAGAAGCUGAAGGAGGUUCAAGACAAGAGUGAAGCUAUUGACACUGAAAUGGAGAAACUGGCCGAGGUCGAAACAGAGGAGAAUCAGGGAAUCCUGACCAGUCUGAGGUCCUUGGUGGCCAUGAAUGAGAACCUCAAGAAGCAGGAGCAAGAGUUCAAGGCCCAUUGCAAGGAGGAGAUGGUUCGACUCAAGGACAACAUCAGUCGGCUGAAGGAAGACAUAGAUGAAGACGACUCUGAAGACAAGGCACGAGCUGGGCUGAUCGACAAGCAGUACACCGCAGACAAGGAGAAGCUCCAUAAGAUACGUCUGCUGCUGGCCAGGAAGAAUCGCGAGAUCGCAGGUCUGCAGCGGAAGAUAGAUGAGGUUCCAACAAGGGCAGAGCUCAGUCAGUAUCAGCGCAGAUUUGUGGAGCUGUAUAGCCAGAUUGCUGCAAAACACAAGGAGACGAAGCAGUUCUACACACUCUACAACACUCUAGAUGAUACCAAACUCUACCUGGCAAAGGAGCUGAACCUGCUGAACUCCAUCCAUGAUAACUUUUCUCAAGCCAUGGCAUCUCAGACCAACAAGGACCAGUUCCUCAAGCAGUUUGAGCAGAUUGUGGAAGGAGUAAAGGGCAACAGGGCAAAGGUGGAGAAGAAGAAGCAGGAGGAGAAGAUGAAGCGGGACCGUCUGAACGACGACUACCUGAACCUUGUGGAGCAGCAGAGGCUGUACUUCAAGACUGUGAAGGACUUCAAGGAGGAAUGUCGCAAGAAUGAAACUCUCCUCCGGAAGAUGAAAGGAUGAUGAACCGAAACCUGCUAUACAUCCUGACUGUGUGCAAUGUAUUAUGUGAUGAUUAAAGUGAUUCCUAACUUA